Messenger RNA from Ziziphus jujuba (common jujube), 1602 nucleotides. RefSeq lists its product as uncharacterized. The record is from RefSeq and is a predicted model, not a curated record. Lineage: Eukaryota; Viridiplantae; Streptophyta; Magnoliopsida; Rosales; Rhamnaceae. Bases 854 to 1270 code for a protein of 138 amino acids. The transcript has 2 exons.
UGGAAUUGGCCUCAUUUGCAUUAAAAUUUGAAAUUGGUAAAAUAUAUAAACUUGGCAGUUACUAUUAAAGGUCCUUUUGGAGGGAGGGAAACAUUAGUUAAGAGUUGGGAGAAUGUUUAGGAAGUUGGGUCACUCAGUAUUCCAAAUUUGCAAGUUGGUAUUUCUCUCUCUCGGCUUUCCCUUCUGUUAUUCUUUCUAAACUCUCAAACUCCCUGAUUAGAUUUCUUUCUCCUUUCAAUCAUGUCAAUGGAGGGAAAGAGGGUAUGUUUGUCAUUUUAUGGAUAUCCAUAGACCAAUUUGUUUUGGGUUCUCAGGUAGAUUACGAAAAAGGGUGUCCUUUUAUUUCGUAUGUAUAAACAGGGGAAACAGAGGUUUCUGGGUAAUUUGGGUUUGUUUGAGAGCUACUCGCUUCUUUUGGAGUCGGAAUUCACCAUUGCCGGCUCCAAAAUCUCAACUUUCUUUAUGGGUUUUCAUUUGUUUAUGUUAAAACCCCAGCUUUCUCUCUGACGAAUCUUAAAACUCAAAACCCAGUUAUACAUUUCAGUUCUAGUUUUGGUACACAUACAAAAUAUUCUCUUUCUGUAUAUGAUUCCAUUACUUUGGAAAUUUGAUAGAAAAUACCUUUUAUUGAUGGAGUUUGUCUGCUUCAGAUAAGUGCCAAAUUGGCGAGCAUCUCCAUAAUUUUGUCAUCUGGAUGCUAUGCCUUUGUUGAAUGUUUGAAAGAAAGCCAAUGUGUUUUAAUAUUUAGAUUGAAUAUUGUAGAGUGGGGGCUGUGAACAUGGGCUAAUUAAAGUAAUAGUAAGUUGUUGUUGUUGUUGUUGUUGUUAGUCAAAAGGCAAAAGAAGAUUUUUUAAUGAGGGUUUUGUUCUGCAAGAUCCAUUGUCCCUCAUUCAUUUGCUUCUGUAAACCGUCUGCUCAUAUUUACACGCCCGGACCACUGAAAUUGGAGAAUAUCCCACAUCCACAUGUGCCUUCAAAACUUGUUUCAGUUCCUGAAGCCUCUGAUCAAUUAGCUGGUGAGGCUAAACUCACGGAGGAGACGCUAGACCAUGAGAAACAACAACAACCUACUCUGAAUUGCAGAAAAAGUAGUCUCAAGAAGCCUAAUUCAAGCUCUGGUUCUCCAAAUGAGGAGCAGAAGAAGAGAGUACAAUGGAUGGACUUUUUAGGGAAAGAGCUUGUUUCAAUUAGGGAAUUUGAAUCCAGUGAAGGUGAAGAAAGUGAUAAUGAAGAUGGGCAGAAUAGAGGUUGCAUCUGCGUUAUUUUAUGAUGUUUCUCAAUUGGUUUUCACCUCUGCAAAUUCUUAAAAAGUAAGCAACUAUGGCGAUACAAAGUAAGACAAAUAAUUUGGAAUAAAUUUCUGGAGCUGCAUCACUUUUGAAGUCUGGUUUCCAUUCAUACAACCUCAUGCAUUGGCUCUCAAAGUCAAAGAAGACUUGUUCAUAAGAACUCAAUAUAGAUGUUUACUUUUGUUUUUAUAUAUCAAAUUGUUAACAAUAUGUUGGAAUCACUCUUAUUUUACACAGGAUGAGUUGACGGAGUCUUUAUUUAAUAAAAUGGCUAUUUCAUCAUUUAGACAUAAGUGAUGUUUUAUCACUCUCA